This is a messenger RNA of Pecten maximus, 1000 nucleotides long. RefSeq lists its product as uncharacterized. The transcript has 6 exons. The coding region runs from base 225 to 731 and encodes 168 amino acids. Lineage: Eukaryota; Metazoa; Mollusca; Bivalvia; Pectinida; Pectinidae. The record is from RefSeq and is a predicted model, not a curated record.
ACAACCCCUUUCGGAUCAAUACUGACUGCGGAUAAGUUAGAGAGGUAUCAGUGAGAGAGACGUGAUCCAUCUGUUUGAGAGAUCGUAUCGAAAGGGAAGCAUAUUUACGCUCACGUGCGCUAGCCCUGACUCUCCCUAACCCACAGUUUACGUAACUCACUGCACAGUUAGAGAGGUCGGUAGUUGCGUAUUUGGAACAAGUCAGUAGAAAUAACACCAUCAAUAUGGAUUCAAAUCACCUGUGGAAGAUCUUAAUGGGAAUGACAUUGUCGCUGCUGGUUGUGGGAGCACGUGUAGAUAUUAACCCUAUCAUGAGAACCAGUAUAUCGGAAUGUCCGCAGAAUGCCGUGUGUGCCAAUAUCUUUAGGACAAGCCAAAGUGAUAAUCCCUACAAGGACAGGAUAAUCAUCAAUUGUCGCUGCCCUGUCGAGGACGGAAUGACCGAAAGUGAAGACAGCGUGGGAGGAGGAUGUCCAUAUAGGGCGCCUAACGCAAACAAUUCUGUUUACCAAUCACAAAGACACCGGGAGGUGUUAUGUCGUCAGGAUUUGCGUGAGUGCGUAGGAAACGAGAUUGCUCGAGAACGGAAUUCAGACAUCAAUGGACGACUUUAUUUCGCUGUGUAUUGUCGAUGUCCUUACCACCAACGGCCAAAUGAAUUGGAAAACAGGAUGAAGGCCACGGUGCCUCAUUACUUGUUCACAACCAGAUACGUUUGCAACAGGUCCUAAGGUGGCCCACAGCAAGGUUAAACAAUUUGUGUACACCCAGUGUCUGUCCAGUAAACACCCGUGACUCUGUGAUUGGAGGACGAUUUGUGAGACUGUUGUUUCAUACCAUCUUACGAUAAGAAAAGCUUAUAUUAUAUUUCACGCGUUUACCUGCUGUGAACAGUACCUUUAGAAAAGUGUAAUUCAUUUUAACCUAGUACCAUAUCGUGUUCUGUUUCUCUGUACAUAGACUGUUGUUACGAAUUAAAAUUGAUUGACAGGAAUGUUAA